This is a messenger RNA of Podospora anserina S mat+, 474 nucleotides long. RefSeq lists its product as uncharacterized. The transcript has 2 exons. Bases 1 to 474 code for a protein of 157 amino acids. NCBI's taxonomy places the organism in Eukaryota, Fungi, Ascomycota, Sordariomycetes, Sordariales, Podosporaceae. The record is from RefSeq and is a predicted model, not a curated record.
AUGUCCUCCAGCUUCAUAUUCCGCCAAAGCACACUCCAGUCGAGAUAUUUAGAGGUCUCCUGUUUUCAAUUCUGUUCUUCCCAAUCAGUUCACCAGACCAAUCAAUCAAUCAAGCAAUUCAAAAUAAGCACCAACUCAAAAGACUUUGUCUCACGACAACAAUCACCACAUCAAAAACCACACACAAACACAACCAACAUGACUCAAUCCAAGGCCGACAAGAUCGAAGAGGUCCGCCAGAACCUCCCCCUCCCGCAAAUGCCCCCCAAGGCCUCCGACUGGCAGUCCGCCGACGCUAGCAAGACCAACGUCGGCAGUGGUCGUUUUUCGAGCGAUGUUUCAACCGGUCUCGGUUCCACAGCUGGACUGAGGGAGCCUGCGACCAAGGCUUCGGAGGAUAUUGAUAUGAGCGGAAUUGGUCGUCAGGGCAAGGAUGGUCUGAGUGAGCCUCCCAAGGAUGCUCGGUCAAAGUAA